Molecule: messenger RNA, 348 nt
Organism: Blumeria graminis f. sp. triticale
Lineage: Eukaryota; Fungi; Ascomycota; Leotiomycetes; Helotiales; Erysiphaceae
Source: the annotation of a GenBank genome assembly
AUGAAGUUUCUUAGCACCACAAUAACUGCAGUGUUUGCUGGUAUUUCACUACUGGUACCAACUGCUUAUGGAAACCUACAAUACAGAUGUGAAAUUGGCGAUCCCAUUACAGAAUCACAGGUUCUUGAAACUGUCAAUAAAAGUUUUUUGAUAGAUAAUUCUCCUCAACACCCAGCUAUUCCCACAACAGAACCACAUAAGACAUAUUUUUCCACGAGACCUUGGAGUGGAAGUGAAUCAGGUAUAGCUUCUUUCCUUAUACAAGUUUAUGGGCAACCUCCAAAAUACCAAGUAUAUCAAGGAGUUGCCCGAGGUUGGAGACUGUGUACUUUAGAAAAUGGGAAUUAA